AUGGCAGCCCUAUUUGGCCCGCAGCCAGCUUCGCUUGGGAAAUUCAAUACGAAUAUCGAUAUCCUCGAGCACCACACCUAUAUACCCGCUUCAGAGCUGGUGCAACCGUACGGACUGCCUCAGCAUCGUCCGCGGGACCGUCUUCAGGAUCCUUCCCCAACUCGCGCUCUCAGUAAGUACGGCCCAUAUCCACCAUUCAACAAGACCCGGAGUACUCCGUGGACAGCUUGCUUGAAAAGCCUCAUUUUGUUCUUCAGGGUUCUCAUUGCGGCGUCUACCUUGACGUCUCAGUCAACUCUCAAGUUUACUGCUCUCCGUAAGCAGGGUUGA
Penicillium chermesinum is the source of this 330-nucleotide messenger RNA. RefSeq lists its product as uncharacterized. The transcript has a single exon. Bases 1 to 330 code for a protein of 109 amino acids. The record is from RefSeq and is a predicted model, not a curated record. NCBI's taxonomy places the organism in Eukaryota, Fungi, Ascomycota, Eurotiomycetes, Eurotiales, Aspergillaceae.